Dichomitus squalens LYAD-421 SS1 is the source of this 605-nucleotide messenger RNA. Its product is annotated as signal recognition particle SRP9/SRP14 subunit. Gene Ontology annotation, molecular function: endoplasmic reticulum signal sequence receptor activity; 7S RNA binding. The coding region runs from base 4 to 495 and encodes 163 amino acids. Gene Ontology annotation, biological process: SRP-dependent cotranslational protein targeting to membrane. The record is from RefSeq and is a predicted model, not a curated record. Gene Ontology annotation, cellular component: signal recognition particle, endoplasmic reticulum targeting. Lineage: Eukaryota; Fungi; Basidiomycota; Agaricomycetes; Polyporales; Polyporaceae. The transcript has 4 exons.
CCGAUGCAGCUGGUCGAUAACGAGACUUUCUUAACACAAGUGUCGACCCUGUUCGAGUCGAGCGCGAGAUCUGGUUCGAUAUGGCUUACGCAUAAACGACUGCUACACGAGGGCGGCGAUGCCCAUAUGUCCUCGGAAGCCGAUGGCAUCAAAGAAUACCCAUGUCUUGUCCGAGUCAGUGAUGGAGACAAUUCGAAGUUCUCGACGAUCGUUCAGCCUGCAGACCUUGAGAAGUUCCACGCAGCGUAUGGGACGCUUUUGAAGGCAUGCAUGUCAACACUUCGAAAACGGGAUAAGAAGCGUGAAAAGCAGCGGCAAGAGGACGCCGCCCGCAAGAAACGCCGGUUGCAGGAGGAGAUAGCGGUAGAGGGUCCCAAGCGAGGGGCUUGCAGGCGAAGACGUCAGAGAAAGAUGAAGCAGGCGGCGAAGCUAGAGGAGUCGAAGAAGCGGGCGCAGGAAAGGGAGGAGGCGAAGGCGAGAGCAAAAGCGUCCUAAAACCUCGCAGUCUGUAUUCCCUAGACAAUCUGUUGUAUCACCAGAUAUCGCGCGCAUACCACCGUCCUCGUAGGGCUGCUUGUUCAUGUGCUGGCCGCAGGACACGUCGU